Molecule: messenger RNA, 807 nt
Organism: Belonocnema kinseyi
Lineage: Eukaryota; Metazoa; Arthropoda; Insecta; Hymenoptera; Cynipidae
Product: trypsin zeta-like
Exons: 2
Coding region: 1-807 (268 amino acids)
Biological process (GO): proteolysis
Molecular function (GO): serine-type endopeptidase activity
Source: RefSeq, a predicted model, not a curated record
AUGGCGCCGACUGGGACCACAGCCGUAACCACGAUCAGGGCCAGAUUACACUCACCCGAUCGGGAUCACACCGGGAAUCGGGAUCAAAUUGGAACUCUUAUUUACAGAAUGUUCUCCAUGGAUGACUUAUCAAAUCUUCACUUACGCAGAAAGCGAAUGCUUGGUCACACCGCCUUUAGAAACAAUCAAUGGGUGACUACAAGUGCUAUCCACAUUGUGAAAGUUCUGAAAAAUAACGUAAAAAUUUGUGCAGGUGUUAUAGUCUCGCCUUAUUAUAUCUUAACCCCCGAGAAAUGUGUUUCUCAACCAGGAGCGAGGUACAAAGUUAAAUCUGGUGCACCGCGUAUGAGUUUUAUUGAAACUCAUAUAGUAUAUGAUAUACUGGAAAACGAAGAGCUUUCCUUGCUUUUUAUUCAUCCACCUAUCAGUGUCACAAGUCCAUCACUGAAUCGACAGGUAGAACUUACUGAAGCAGCUCUAUCGAGACGAAUGCACACUUCUAUUAUGGCUUGGGAUCACAUUGGUGAAAGGCGACCAAUCGCUCCAGUACCUAUAGUCAACAUGAUCACAUGUGGUGAACAGUACUUAUAUCAUGGCCAUCCUAUUACAGAAGACAAUGUCUGCACUUUUCAAUUAUGUGGACGCAAUCGCUGUAGCAACGAGGAUGUCGGUUCUCCCUUGAUUGUGGAUGAUAUACUCUUUGGUGUUCUCUUAUGGGCUGGAAGCGAUUUCGGUCCACGUGUCCCGGAUGUUUUCAUACGCGUAAAUGGUAACAGAUACUAUAACUGGCUCAAGCAAAAUGUUUAA